Messenger RNA from Oikopleura dioica, 603 nucleotides. The record is from the annotation of a GenBank genome assembly. Lineage: Eukaryota; Metazoa; Chordata; Appendicularia; Copelata; Oikopleuridae.
AUGGCGUCGAAAAAGUACUUUGAGGAUGUUGCACCCACCAAAUGCUUUCUUCGCCGGAUCGGUGAAUCUACAGUGCCGAGUCAGAGCAGCUUCAGUAUUUCCAGCAGAUAUCAGCAAAUUCAGAGGACCUUUCCAGCGGACAGAUUUGAGUCGAGGACGCCGCUAAGGGACAAUCUGUUGUGCUGCUAUGAUCGACCUCUCCCACUGACAGUCAUACAGUCACGCGAGGAUCAACAAGAAUGCUCAAUAAGAAUGGGCAAAAAUGUUACCAAGGAAAUUCUCAUCAUUGGUUCCCUUCUCGUCCUGAUUUUGAUCAUUCUUGCGAUAAUUCUCGGCGUCUGGCGGUUCCUGAAACGAAGAAAAUCAAAAGACAUCGUCACCAAAACCGAAAUCAACUCGAAUCUUUGGCCAACUGGAAUCGUUGUGAAGCCGGACAUCGACUGGAAAUCGAACUCGUUCAGCACUGUAUCUUGUUCCAAAUACGAGCAAUCCACAAAGUCCUCUAAGUCCGGAAACGAGUCGAGAAAUCCAAUGCUGAGUAAGCACCACAAGAAGAGCACGAUGAGCAGUAAAGAUGAUUCUCUUUGCUUCACUGAUGUUUGA